Parastagonospora nodorum SN15 is the source of this 681-nucleotide messenger RNA. RefSeq lists its product as hypothetical. The transcript is spliced from 2 exons. NCBI's taxonomy places the organism in Eukaryota, Fungi, Ascomycota, Dothideomycetes, Pleosporales, Phaeosphaeriaceae. The record is from RefSeq and is a predicted model, not a curated record. The coding region runs from base 1 to 681 and encodes 226 amino acids.
AUGACCAAUGGCCUGAAGCCACUCGUUGAUGCACUCCAAUUCAAAGAUACCGCCUACGAAUACUUCACCGCGCCCUCGGGGCCCAAGAGCAUCAACAACGAAGACGAUGCCGCCGAAUCUGUGACGCACUGUCUCCCCGCCCUGCGCCAACUCCUCGACCGCCACGACGGCUUCCUCGUCGCAUGCUACUCGCAACACCCCCUCGUCCCACUUCUCAAGAAUGAGCCCGCGAUAAAAUCGUCUCGCAAGCCCGUCACCGGCAUCUUCGAAGCCAGUGUCGGGACAAGUCUUCAACUCAUCCAUCCGGAUGAAGCUUUCGGUAUUGUGAGCACCGGCAAGGUCUGGGAAGACAUCUUGUCACAAGCGACGGAGGCGUUCUUGGGCACGGCGAGUAAGCGUUUCGCGGGCGUGGAGACGACGGGCCUAAAUGCGACGGACUUGCAUGAUGCGCCGCCAGAUGAGGUCAGGAAGCGUAUGAAGGACGCUGUUAAGAGGCUGUUGAAGAAGGGGAAUGUUGGGGCAGUGUGUUUGGGAUGCGCAGGUAUGGCGGGCAUGGAUAAGAUGGUGAGGGAGGCGUGUGUGGAGGAGUUGGGGGAUGUCGAUGGGCAAAGGGUGAGGAUUGUGGAUGGGGUUGUCGCGGGUGUUGCGUGGUUGGAAGGAGCUGUUAGAGCUGGCUUUUAG